CCAAAUGCAGAAAAUAAAGGAAAAGAAAAAAAAAAGUAAGGGCUCCUGGGACCAGAUGGUUUGAUACACACAAAGAAUCAAGCACCCCAGAACAAUCUUAUCUGCUUCGGUAAUAGACAUAGCAAUGGCAGCUGCUUCUGCAAUUCAGUACAUUCCCAGAAUUCCACGCGCCUCACUAUCACUUAGGCCUAUUGACAAUGAACAAUCGAAGAUGGUUACAACAAUGAAAUUAGGUGAUCAGAAUCCUCACCUAGUUAACAAGGUUUCAAGAAGGUUACUUUUGCAGCUCAUCGGACUCAGUCCUGUCUCGCUAGAUGUAUAUCCUCUUCUUGCUGUGCAAAAGCCGGAGAUGAAAGAACCUGAUGUGAUUCGUACUCUGAAGCUUCCCAGCGGAGUCAGGAUUCAAGAUAUUGUUGAGGGAGAAGGACCAGAAGCUCAUGAAGGAAAUAGCGUUGAAGUUAACUAUGUGUGUCGGCGCUCAAAUGGUUAUUUUGUUCAUAGUACAGUAGACCAGUUUAGUGGAGAAAGCACUCCAGUUGUACUUCCACUUAAUGAUAACGAGAUUAUAGAGGGUCUGAAGGAGGUAUUGGUUGGUAUGAAAGUCGGAGGAAAAAGAAGAGCACUGAUACCUCCUUCUCUAGGAUAUAUCAAUGAAAACCUGGAACCAAUUCCUGAUGAGUUUGGCCCUCGACGUAGCCUUCUGUCCCAUGCGAACGAGCCUUUGAUAUUUGAAGUGCAGCUCCUGAAAUUAUCAUCUUGGAUGGAGAUGGUGUCCGGCUAUAUUUUCGAAAGAGUGAGCAACAGCUGCCUUCAGGCUUCACUGCCUAAUUUAUGUAUUUGCUGGCUUGCCGCUAAGCUACCAACCAGUGGUCACCCGGAGGAGGAUUAUAAUUUUCAUUGUAUUCAAGUGAAUUCUAUUCAAGUGAAACGUUAUGUUAAAUAAUCGAAGACAAAGAUGAUUUUUUUUUUC
This is a messenger RNA of Daucus carota subsp. sativus, 970 nucleotides long. RefSeq names its product peptidyl-prolyl cis-trans isomerase FKBP16-1, chloroplastic. The transcript has 9 exons. The coding region runs from base 125 to 943 and encodes 272 amino acids. Lineage: Eukaryota; Viridiplantae; Streptophyta; Magnoliopsida; Apiales; Apiaceae. Gene Ontology annotation, molecular function: peptidyl-prolyl cis-trans isomerase activity. The record is from RefSeq and is a predicted model, not a curated record.